GGAGAAAGAAGUUGCAAUGGCGGGCGAAUGAACGUGAGUGAAAGCAUCUGAAAUGUUUACAAGUCAAGCUCGUAUCGACAGCAAAACUGGCCCGGAUAAUCUCGGACGAUUUGAAUAUUUACAGGCUUUGGUAACGGAAUUUCAAGAUACAGACAAACAAGGUAGAGCCUUUUCCUCCGACUUGGAACUGCAGAUAUGUACAUAGCCAUCACAAAGAUUAAACUUUACAAAACAAACGACACCUACAGACAAUUUACCAGUCUCUUCAAAGCCAGAUAAAACCUAUUCUACUCUCACAUCGCCAACCUCAUCGACCUAGGCCUAAAAGUUUACACAGAAACCUGAUUAAUUCGGAAAAAGACAAAGAAGCAACAACCAAUAAAAUGGUCAAGUUCAUGGCCCACCAACUUCGUUUUUACCACCUCCACAACUAAAAACUCCCAACUUAGCAGCACAAUACAUUCAGAAGUGAACACUGCAUUCUUUUAGUCCCAUGAUCCGUUUUUACAACUGAAUUGACUUUAAAUAAUUUUUAUCUAGGUUCUAAGGAAGAAAUCUUGGCCAACUUAGCCAAUUUUGGGUAUGAUCCUAUCAACUAUGGUCACUUCAGAAAGCUUAAUGUGUUAGACCUUUUUAUGGGUGAGAACAGAAACAUUAUUUUUUUUAUAGGAAAUUCAUUUUCCUCAGAGUUGAACAAUUCCACUUUAGAUGAUUUACAUUUAGUUCUAGCCAGAGAAAAGAAGAGAUUUAAUGUGUCUGAUAGUAAAGCAAAAGUUUGGAAUCAAAUGGAUAUAGAGCUCUGGGCCCAGCUGUUCAAAGGCUGAUUAACUCUAACCCAGGGUUAAAUUUUAAUCCAGCUUUCUUUAUUUCUUUGUUCAAAAGUCUUUUUGGGAAAAUUUUCACUAUUCUUUUUAGAACAUCCAAUGAUCAAAUUGCAAGCAAAAAGAUUUGAACUGAAUUUUCUCUUAAAGUUUUCAGACCUGAAAUCAAAUUUCACACUAACCCUGGGUUACCUUAACCCAGCUUUGAACAACCGGGGCCUGAUUGUCAAGUUUAUUUAUGCAUGGAACUGUUUUGAGAACAUUGUAGAGUUUUUUGAAUAGUUGGUAUUUACAAACAUACAGUCAUGCUUUAUAUAACAUGUACAUUGUGCUCCAAGUAAGUGGAAGAAAGAGAUGCUGAUUGAAAUAAAUACUACAUGUUUACUCAAAAUUUCUCCUUGUGAUGACAAAAAGUAGCCUUGUCACCAAUAAUUUUUGUCUGAUACUUGCAGAUAUGCUUACAGAAGAAAAUGAAAAGUUUGUUGAGUUUGGGAUUGGAGGAUUAUGUAACUGCAGUCUGGGUAAGAAACUGAUGAAAGAAAAGUUUAACAGUCAUGCGUAAUUUUCUUUGGCUAAUGAUGUAGCUUUUAUGUCUCUCAGAUAAGGAAAACAAACAAUACAUCAUUGAGAAUGGUGGAAUACCUUUAGUUAUUAAUUGUCUGUCCAGGUAACAACACAUUUCAUAUUUAUUUGAUUGUUGGGUCAUUAGUUCUGUUGGGUCCUGGUAUUAACCCUUUGACUCCUUUAGAGUGAUAAGCAGCUGAUUUCUCCCUACAUUCUCUUCCCUGAAUCACACAUUCAGGUCAUGAGAAUUAAGGAAAUGAUCAUUGACUGAAGGAGCUCCUGGUUGUUAAACAAAUUCUCCUUGUCAGCACCUUAGGACAUAUAUAGAGAACAGUAUGGAGAAUAUGCAUACUGAUUUUAGGGUGUUAAAGGUUAAAGGAUGUACCCAAGAGAGUACCAAGGUAGACUGAUUCUCAGACAGUCCAGGUCACUCUUACAGAGAAAGAAUGUGGCCACCAGCAACCUGGAAUGUCUGAGUAUCAGGGUAUUUCCAAGGGUGCUUUUUACCCUAUCUUUGGAAUUUAGAUAGGCAAUUUUUUGUCAGUCUUGUAAAAUAAUAAUGUAUAGCCCCAAGUGUACUAAAAAUCAUUUUUUUAAUAUCCCCCAUCUCCUUUGUGGAAGGAAAAAAGACUACACCCCUGUUCUCUUGAACUUCAGUCAGCGAUACACCCGAUUUUAGACACUGAUUGCUGUGAUCGACAAAAAUCACCUGGUGUAUAUGAUGCGGCAAUUUCAAUUUUGGCUUAUGGCCAUGAUCAGCAAAUAAAAUUACCAGGUGUGUUGCUGGCUUUAGCCUUAGGUGCAUCACCAUUUUUUACCCUAAUAAUCUUAAUGUUUUUUUAAUGAGAGUGGUAGUCUUGUGAAGAGCUGUGAUGACAACGGAUUGCUGUAUGUUAGGAGGCAACAUGCAUUUCAAUUGAAAUACAGAAAUUGUGGUUUUUGAUGCAUUUUAUGUUUACAUCUCAACUUCUUUUAGUUCCAAUGAGGAGACCGUUUUGUCAGCCAUAACGACUCUAAUGUUCCUCACUACACCAAAGACACAGGAAGGUCAGUUACUGUUUAAAAUCUAGUUGGUGUCAACUGUUUGCUACCAUUAUUUAAAGCAAGAGAAUGCAUUCUUGCUUUGUAUGUCAGCCUAAGGUAAGAAGUUUUGCAGACAAAAACAUGUGGAACAAUCUAUUUAACCAAACUCAGUAAAUUAACAUUUCAGGAGGAGGUAUUAAUUAUUACAAGGGCUCUGACUGGUAAUAGGUUGCAUUUACUUAAAAAUAGGGUAUUUAUUUGUGGCCAGGCAAAAAUCAGAGCAAUUCUGAAUGAAUUAAAUUAUUGAAUAAAUUGUUAUUGAUAUGUUUCACAGAAAUCACAUCAGAACCUGUUGUGGACUGCAUGGAGAGAUUUUCAACAUCCUCAAAUGCUAGACUAAGUAACGUGGCUAAAGUAUUCCUACAGGUGUGAGAAGCAAAGACAGGUUUCUUAAAAUGUUGCCUUAUUAAUCUUUCUUUUGACCUAUAAGAAUACAGAGAUGUACAAAUUAUAAUGUAUAAUUAUAACAGAUGAUGAUAAUUUUAAAAAAAUUACAAAAUCAUGAUGUUGUGUCGGACUGAAUGACGGGUACUUGGCAUUGUUGCGGUGGAUUGAACAUGACAACUAAACAACAAUUUCCGUGUAAUGCAUGAUUAAGGUUAUUUUUUCCUCUUCUAUGAACAAUGUUUUAACCCUUUACACCCAAACAUCUGAAGUCAUAUUCUAAAAAUUGUUCUCUGUUCAUUUCCAAAUGUACUCACAGGGAGAAUUUGUUUGAAUAUCAAAUUACCUUUACAGUGAUGAUUGUUUCCUGUAUUCUUUUGACCUUAACAUUUCAUUCAGGGAUGAUAUUCUCAUAGAAAUUAGAUGCUAGUCACUCUUUGAUGUCAAAAUGGUAAAAGGAAAUCCAAAUUGUUUUCAAAAUGAAUAUGCCAAGGAAAGCAUCCAAAAAUAGAGCAUUGUCUCUCUUGUGCACAUUUUAUAAAUUUUGUUUGUAUGACUACCACCAAGGGUUACAGAAGGAAUUAACCCUUUAACUCCCAGAUCAAAGUUGUAAUUCUCCUUACUGUCAACCAUACAAUUCUUAUAUUGUUAGUUCAGAGAAUUUAGUAUUAGAUCAACUAAUUAUCCCCAAAUUGAUAUUUUCUUUAUUCUCAUCACCUAUCUUGUUGCUAUUGUAUUGAUAUUGUAAGGAGAAAUUCUGUCUUGGUCACUAGUGGGACUUAAAAGGGGUAAUCGUAUUCUUCCUCAAGUUCUCUAGUAGUAGUCCUUACAACCCUUGUCUUCUGUAAAUAGGAAAAUCCUAUUUAGCUAAGCCAUCAUAUAUAUUAGUCUUUUUUAAACAAUAUUGUGAGGUGCCAUUUCUAAAAAAAUAUAUAUUUUUUAGGAUUAUUGUAAAAGGUCAAAACAUGAUGUUACGAACACAAAUUGA
Molecule: messenger RNA, 3840 nt
Organism: Pocillopora meandrina
Lineage: Eukaryota; Metazoa; Cnidaria; Anthozoa; Scleractinia; Pocilloporidae
Source: the annotation of a GenBank genome assembly